Molecule: messenger RNA, 1011 nt
Organism: Huiozyma naganishii CBS 8797
Lineage: Eukaryota; Fungi; Ascomycota; Saccharomycetes; Saccharomycetales; Saccharomycetaceae
Gene: SED5
Product: t-SNARE syntaxin
Exons: 1
Coding region: 1-1011 (336 amino acids)
Biological process (GO): intracellular protein transport; endoplasmic reticulum to Golgi vesicle-mediated transport; vesicle fusion
Cellular component (GO): SNARE complex; Golgi membrane; endomembrane system
Molecular function (GO): SNARE binding; SNAP receptor activity
Source: RefSeq, a predicted model, not a curated record
AUGGACGUGAAGGACAGGACGUCAGAGUUCCAGCGAAGCGUGAUGACGUACCGGCGGCUGAACAAGAAGAGCGGUGGUCCAGCAGCCAGUGCUGCUGCAGCCGCAGCGGACGGCCACCCCGUCUCUGAGUUCCAGAGAAGUGCGUCUUUGGUCGCGGGGGAGAGUAUCGCAGACGGCACAGUUGCUCGGGAAGCUUGCGUUGCUGGCGAAACGGAGCCCAUCGUUACAACGACAACCCGGUCGGAGAUCGCUGAGCUUUCGUUCCUGAUCAAGCGGAAGAUAUACUCUAUUGAGCAACAGCUUGUGGCGUUGUCUCAGGCGUCGCGUGUUGGUGCUGGUACGGGGCAACAGGGCGGUACCGCCGGUGGGAAACUGCACUCGAGUAACGUCGUUAAUUUACUCAACAAGAAGAUGCAGAACGUUUCGGGGGACUUCAAGAGUGUGCUGGAGGCUAGACAGCGGCUCGAGUUGAGCAACAGGGACCGAUGGGGCCGGAUCAACGAUGCGGCCACGGAGGGUGACCGAAGUAGCAGUAACGAUGGUGCCGGGGUCUCCGGGGCCGUCGGUUACAACAGUUCUAACCCGUUCAUGUCCUCGCUGAUAGAUGAGGCCGGGCCCAACGCUACGAUCACGAACGAUACUGUGGAGUCUCAGAGCCCCUCGACGCGGCUCUCUUUACCUAACAGUGAGCAGCAACUGAUGUUGAUAGAGGAGGGGCUUAGUGCGAACGAGAAUUUGUACUUACAAGAGAGGAACCGUGCCGUGGAGACUAUUGAGAGCACGAUUCAAGAGGUUGGGAAUCUGUUCCAGCAACUUGGGUCGAUGGUGCAAGAGCAGGGGGAAGUGAUACAGCGGAUCGAUGCGAACGUUGGGGACAUCGAUUUGAACAUUGGGGGCGCACAGCGAGAAUUACUCAAGUAUUUUGACCGUGUGAAGAGCAACCGGUGGCUUGCUGCCAAGAUCUUCUUCAUCAUAUUCGUGUUCUUUUUGUUCUGGGUGCUGCUGAACUAA